AUGCCGUACAUCAGUCCUAUCUGUGUAGCAAAGCAGGACACCUGCCGAUGGAUUUGGGAGCAUCUGGAGUCCCAGGGUGGAUAUGUUGCAAAUAGUCUAGCAAUCAUGACAGAUGCACUCCAUAUGUUAACUGACCUUAGUGGUAUUAUUUUGACCCUCCUUGCUUUAUGGUUAUCUGCAAAAGCUCCUACAAAAAGGUUCACCUUUGGAUUCCAUCGCUUAGAAGUAUUGUCAGCCAUCAUUAGUGUGUUGCUGGUAUAUAUCCUGAUGACAUUCCUGUUAUAUGAAGCUGUUCAAAGAACUAUCCAUAUGGACUAUGAAAUUAAUGGAGAUAUAAUGCUUAUUACAGCAGCUGUUGGCGUGGCAGUAAACUUAAUAAUGGGUUUUCUGCUGAAUCAGUCAGGUCACCUUCAUUCCCAUUCACACUCACACAGCCACGUACCUCCAUCAAGCUCUCCUAACACAGCCCUUGGGAAUAGCCAGGGACCCAGCAGCCUUGCAGUGAGAGCAGCAUUUGUACAUGCUCUUGGGGACCUGGUACAAAGUAUUGGUGUACUUAUAGCAGCCUAUAUCAUACGUUUCAAGCCAGAAUACAAGAUUGCUGACCCUAUAUGUACUUACAUAUUUUCAGUACUUGUGAUUUUUACAACAGUCCGAAUCAUAUGCGACACAGGAGUUAUUAUUCUGGAAGGAGUUCCAAAGCAUUUGAAUAUGGAUCGCAUUAAAGAGGACCUAAUGAAAAUUGAAGAUGUAUAUUCAAUAGAAGACCUAAAUGUUUGGUCUCUCACUGCAGGAAAAACUUCUGCCAUAGUCCACUUGCAAUUAGUUCCUGGUAGUUCAUCCAAAUGGGAGGAAGUUCAGUCCAAGGCCAGACACUUGCUGCUGAACACGUUUGGAAUGUAUAAGUGCUCUGUCCAGCUUCAGAGUUACAAACAGGAAGUAAACAAAACCUGUGCAAAUUGUCAGAGUUCCAGUGCCUAAUUUCAUAUGUUUUGGGAACUGCUGCCUUAUUCUUCAUCUUGUAGUCAAAGACUAAAGAGCAAUAAAUGUAAACAGAUUGAACAAAAUCCCUAAAAUUCCUAAUGGAUGAAGUUGUAUUAAUAGUUGAUGCAACAGGAAGAAUUGGUUCUGCAAAGUGUGCAGGAGUUAUCCUACAGAACACACAUUUGUUUGUGUGCUCUCUUUUGUACUGGUUUAUUGUUCAGCUCAUGAUUUUCAGACAAAGAUGUUUCCAGAAUAUUGUUUACAGAUUGAGAUAUGGCUCUGCAGAUACCUCAUAGAUUAUACUUCAAUACUGUCCUUUGUUAAUUGUGUGCCACUAAAGUACCUGUACUCCAAAUGGAGCACUGAGAAUUCAGUAUUUGAAUGAAAAACUUUAAAAUUGAUCAUGUCUGGGAUCCAUAACACUGAAUGAUCCCAGAUCUGGUUAUACAGUAUUUUUGCAAUAGUCAGUUUUUACAGUAUCUUAAAUGAUGAUGCACACAGUGCUAGUUGAACUCUUUUAUACAUUGUCUCUUCAGACGCGUGGAAAAAUACAGACAAUUUACUGUACCCAGAACAGAAACUUAGCUUUAAUACAGGCAUUUGGAGACCCAAAUGACGUGGUCUGUUGUCCAGGCCUUCCAUUGUCUAUCUAGAGACUUCAGGACUGGAUCCAAUGUAUUUUAAUUGAUUGGUUAUCUUUAAUAAUGUAUUUUAGAAUAGCAUUUAUACAUUAGAAACCCUUAUUUAUUUUACAAUGUUUUGACUUUUAAGGUGACCUUACUAUUAAUAAUCUUGAAUGUCUGAAAACCAACAUUUGAAUCAAGUGUAAAGGCCAGUUAAUUAGCAUGCCUUCUAAUUAUAAAUAAUAAAUGUGCUGUAAUUGAAUGUUUUUCAUGAUUGUUUUGCAUUGUUAAAUUAUAGCAAACUUCUUAAAUAAUAAAGAUACCGUCAUAUAUAAACAAAAUACAUAGAUAUUCUAACAGGCAAGUAGGAAGCGGAGAUUUCGCAUGUGUUCCAUUCCCCAGUCUUAGACCUACAAUCGUUUUGUUUUGUUUUUUCCCCAUUUCAUCUUUACAUUUGUUCUGUGCAUAACUAUUUGAUAAAUGACAAUGAUUCACUGUAUCACACUGCUUGCUUUAUGAAAAAUAUGUGAAUUCACAAACUUAUUUUCUUUUUCUUCUACCAAUCUUCAGACAAAAUCCUCCUUUCUGAUCCAAUAGGUGGUGAUAACCAUACUACAGGGGUAAAAUUCAGAUGGGCCUUUCUUUGCAUUUGAAUAUAGAAGAGGAUAUCAAGCAGGAGAUUUUUUUUUCUGAGCUUGGCUCUUCUGUGAAGCUUGGUCCUAUGGGCUCACUGAGCCUUCUGCACAUUGACUGUAUAGGGGUAAACUUGCAUGCAAUCCUGCUGAUUUGUCUGCAUCUUCCCCAACUCUGAUUACACCCGUCUGAGGGUAAUUGGAUAUGAGACCAAGGGCAGCAUGAAUAUGGUCUGGAAAGCUGAAAAGGAAGCUGGCAUUUGGCCUCAGAUCUCUUGCACGUUUUGCACUUUGAUCUCUAUACAGUACUUCUACUGACAUCAACAAUAAGUCUGUGAGUGGAUCAGAAAGGAUAAUUUUUGCCCUACAAUGACUGGUUUGAUAUUUGUUUGUAAAUACCAAGACAACCAUCUGUUUGAAACUUAUUCAUAUUUUCAUCAGGCUGUUCUGUAGCUGAGAUUAGGACUAACAAACAUGACUUGGUUUCUUUCUCUUUUUGAGGUAGCAAAUUACAUGACAAACUUUCAGAGGUGCAAAGUAACAUCACAGUAUUAGUUUGAACAAAGUGCACAUAAUACUGGAUUAUGUUUGUAUUUCUUUCUAACAGAAGCAGCAAUACUACAGUACUCCAGCACAUUCAGCUCCGAGAUGAAGUAGCAGUGUUUUGGGGAAGCUAAUGCUUCAGUACAUACAGAAUAUCACUAACUAAGCCAUAUCACAGUUUAUAAAAAUUGUGCAUCCCUUCUAUACAAACUUCCUGAAAAAAACCAACGGUAUUUUGCACUUACUGGAUAUUCAAAUAGAAUUUAAUUAAAUUGGGGUUUACAGUCAAUGUAGUUAAAAGUAUGGUAAACAUGUAUUUGGAGUUUUUAUUGUAAUGAUUUACUAUACAUUUGUUUAAUUGAAAAAAGUGUUACUUUAUUGUGGGAUUUAUUAAAUCAGUUAUUAAACUUCA
Molecule: messenger RNA, 3194 nt
Organism: Alligator sinensis (Chinese alligator)
Lineage: Eukaryota; Metazoa; Chordata; Crocodylia; Alligatoridae
Gene: SLC30A4
Product: solute carrier family 30 member 4
Exons: 8
Coding region: 1-981 (326 amino acids)
Biological process (GO): response to zinc ion; zinc ion transmembrane transport
Cellular component (GO): plasma membrane
Molecular function (GO): zinc ion transmembrane transporter activity
Source: RefSeq, a predicted model, not a curated record